AUGUUUUGUUGUUUGAAUAUUCUGCCAGCCCCGCUGCAGAUGUGCAUGGGAGUAUGCCUUCGCCAAGAUGUCACCGAAGAAAGCAAAAAGGCCAAACUGCAGAACUCCAAAAUAGAGCAAGACCUGUCCGAGCAGACCCGGAAUGAGAUCAACGUGGUCAAGGUCCUCAUGCUUGGACCUGCGGAGAGUGGAAAGAGCACUUUGAUCAAGCAGAUCAAGAUCAUCCACAGUCAUGGCUUCUCCAAACAAGAGCUCACCAGCUUCAAGCCUGCAGUCCUCGACAACCUCCUCACUUCCAUGAAGUUUGUCCUCCGAGGAAUGGGGAUGCUGAGGAUAAACCUGGCCAACAAGAAGAACAAGAUUCACGCCCGCGCCAUCCUGUCGUGCGGCCGCUGUUUGGGGGACGACCAGGAGCUGCUUCCCUUUGUGGCUCAUGCUUUCUGUGCGCUGUGGGCCGACCAGGGGGUGCGAGCUGCCGCAGCCAGAGGUUACGAGUUUGAGCUCAACGACUCUGCCCUCUAUUUCUUCGAGAACAUGGGUCGAAUCAUCGCCCCCAAUUACACCCCCACUGAGCGAGAUGUUCUCCGAGUGAGAGUGAGGACUUGCGGAAUCAUCGAGACGCAGUUCCAACUGGAUGACAUGAUGUUCCGGUUGUUCGAUGUCGGCGGCCAGCGGAGCGAGCGAAGGAAAUGGCUGCGCUGUUUUGACGGCAUCCAAGCCUUGUUGUUCGUUGUGGCUCUGAGCAGUUACGAUAUGUCGCUCCCCGAAGACCCAAAAGUGAAUCGGCUGCAGGAAAGUCGUGAACUUUUCGCGUCGAUCUGCACCAACUCGAUCUUCAAGAGCACCUCAGUGAUUCUGUUCAUGAACAAAACUGACCUUUUCCAGGAGAAGAUCCUCCACUCCGGAAGACAUCUGAGAUUGUACGUUUCCACUUUUAAAGGAGCGGACGCCGACGUGGACGCCGCAGCUCGCCACGUCACCGCCAUGUUCUCGACGUGCGGCGGGGGCGAUCGGCCCUUAUUUCACCACUUCACCACAGCCACGGACACCGCCAACGUCCGGGUGGUCUUUCAGGUUGCCAUGGAGCAGAUUAUGAAGCAGAACCUCACAAACGCUCGGCUCCUCUAACCGCUGAAGAAACAAACUUUGUGACGGCUCCGCGUCAACUCCUCUGCGGACGUAUGGUGACCCCCGGAUACCCGACAGCAAGCCGGACGCC
This is a messenger RNA of Phycodurus eques (leafy seadragon), 1219 nucleotides long. RefSeq names its product guanine nucleotide-binding protein G(o) subunit alpha-like. The transcript has 11 exons. The record is from RefSeq and is a predicted model, not a curated record. Lineage: Eukaryota; Metazoa; Chordata; Actinopteri; Syngnathiformes; Syngnathidae. Bases 1 to 1128 code for a protein of 375 amino acids. Gene Ontology annotation, cellular component: heterotrimeric G-protein complex. Gene Ontology annotation, biological process: adenylate cyclase-modulating G protein-coupled receptor signaling pathway. Gene Ontology annotation, molecular function: GTPase activity; G-protein beta/gamma-subunit complex binding; G protein-coupled receptor binding.